AUGGUCGAUGAUAUUGUCAAAACAGAAACCAUAACCAACGAAGACGUCAUCAAAGUCAAGUUCACACCGGUUCCGCCGGAAAUGGAUUCACUAACUUCACAAUUUAUAAAAAGAUCGGUCACCCCUGUCAAUUAUCUGAAAAAUGAUUUUGACGAUCUUACCAGUUAUAAAAUUGUAAAUUCAUUAUGUAAGGAACAGUUACUUCAACCGGACGGUCUGAUUGACAAACUCGAGGGCAUGAGAAUUGAGCGGGAACACAGUCCAUUAGCCAAUACCUUGAUUUCGGAGAAGCUAAUCAAAAUAGACAGUUACUUACAAGAAAGUUUGAAUAGAUGUUCCGAAGCUAAAGACACAGUCCCUCACGAGGUAAAGACAGAGACAGAUGUGAUUAAAUAUAUAAUGGAGACACAAAACGAUGACAUCUCAAUAAAUAAUCAAGUUAAAAUCAGCGAGACUAAUCCUAAAUAUGGCGCAGAAAACUCAAAUAAAUCUUUCCAAACUCCUAAAGAAAAUAAAAAGUCUAAAAACAGUGUCGAUAAAAAGAACUCAGGAGUAUUAGGCACUAUAUAUAAAUUGCCAAUGCAUUACCAUGCGGCAAUCAUAUGUUUUUUACUAAUUGUAUAUAACCUUAUAUACCAAUAUAUAAAACAAAAUUGCUACGGCAAUCGUGCCACAGUGUAG
Pieris macdunnoughi is the source of this 681-nucleotide messenger RNA. Lineage: Eukaryota; Metazoa; Arthropoda; Insecta; Lepidoptera; Pieridae. The record is from the annotation of a GenBank genome assembly.